AUAAUCUCUAAUUUCUCUCUCUUUUCUCUCUCUCUCUCUCACACACACACGCAAACCAACAAGAAGAAGAAAAUUCCAUUCCGGAAUCCAAAACAAUCAAUGUGAUCAUCUUUUGGACUGUUAUAAGAAGUUAGAAAAAUGGACGGAGAAGAUAGGCCGAGGACGAUGUGGAGAAACUUGAAGCAACGGUUAGGAUUCACCGGACUGGUUUGCUGUGGAUCCUCUUGGAACUUGAGAGUAUCAGACGUGACGAUGAGAGGAGAAGAAGAAGAAGAAGAAGAGGCCCAACAAUUUGAAGCCCAAUUAUUCGGUGAAGAAGAGCCCAUAAUCGGGGACCAUCAAGGGAACGUGAACCUCGCUACAGCGUUGGCAGCGGAACGUCAGUACCGGAGCGUGAAUGCCACGGCGGAAUUGAAGACGUUGAUGAGAUUGUUUGAGGAAACGGACGGCAGAGAUGAGAAGAACAAGAAGAAGAGUCUGAAAUGGUACAUUAAAGAAGAAGGAAGAGGAGGAAUUGAUGAAAUGUGCUGCGUGUGCAUGGAGAGAAAUAAAGGCGCAGCGUUUAUCCCCUGUGGACAUACAUAUUGUAGGGUUUGUUCAAGAGAAUUGUGGAUGAAGAGAGGCUCUUGCCCUCUUUGUAAUUGUUCCAUUGAUGAGAUUCUCAAUAUUUUCUAAGAUCACAUGAAUUUUUUUCGCUUUUUUCAUCAACUCCAUAAAAUUUUGUAGUUACAUUAACUGUACUGACAUUUCAUACUUUAAAACAAGUCAUGAAGAACUCAGUCAAGUGAUUUGUGU
Molecule: messenger RNA, 795 nt
Organism: Solanum stenotomum
Lineage: Eukaryota; Viridiplantae; Streptophyta; Magnoliopsida; Solanales; Solanaceae
Exons: 2
Coding region: 139-675 (178 amino acids)
Source: RefSeq, a predicted model, not a curated record